AUGAGCAAAGCAAUCGCUCGGAACCGCAGCGCCUCGCCUGCCACGGGCACUUCGCAGAGUUUCGGCACGAGCUACAGAUCCCAGAGUCGAAUCGCAGCCAUAGCAGAAGAAUCCAUCGCCCAGGACUUGGAAGAUGAAGCGCUCGAGGACAAUGAAGAAGCUUCGGAAGAGAGCCCGUUAGAAAGAAUCAACACGGCCGAGAGGAUAGCAGUGGGACCGCAUUCCAUGACCGGGUAUUACAGACGGCCCUCGUACAUGGCCACCACGCCGCGUCCGUUCCUCGGCACCCAGCAGCCUGAACACGUGGUUCCCGUGGAGCAGGAUUGGGAAGCUGCCAUUGGGGAGGAAAGGAGUCUGUUGAGGGAUAAUGGAAUCAUUCCGCCGAAGCAUCCGAGGGGCAGGAGUGAGGGGGAAGCUACUGGAGACGGAGGGAAGGGGUUGAGGAAGAUUCUGAGUCGGAUAAGUACGAGGCGGAAGAGUCGGGUGGAUGAGGAAGCUGUUGACGACAGGAUAGAGCCGAGUGAGAACACGGCUUUGCUAGGUGAUGGGGGAAGGGAUCCGACUGCGCCGUAUGGAGGGGAAGGUUCGCCGGAGAACGUUUCGAAGAAGUGGGAGGAAGCUGUUGAAGGAGGCAAGAUCCAAACUUCGUGGAAACGGGAGGCGAAAGUGCUGGGCCGAUAUUCGGGGCCUUUGAUCUUCACCUUCAUCUUGCAGAAUUCUCUGACUCUGACUUCGAUUUUUACUGUCGGGCAUAUUGGGAAGAAUGAGCUCGGAGCUGUGAGUCUGGGGAGUAUGACAGCAAAUAUCACCGGAUACGCGGUCUACCAGGGCCUGGCAACAAGUCUGGACACGCUUUGCGCGCAAGCGUACGGCAGUGGAAAUAAGAAGCUGGUUGGCUUGUACUUACAACGCAUGAUCUACUUCCUCUGGGCCAUCACAAUUCCCAUCGCAAUCAUCUGGGCAGCCGGAACAGAGAUUCUCGACCUCAUCGUGCCCGAACGCGAAAUCGCCGAGCUAGCAGGCGCAUACCUCAAGAUCCUCAUCAUCGGUGCUCCAGGUUACGCUUGCUUCGAAAGCGCAAAACGCUACGUGCAAGCACAGGGAAGAUUCGAGGCGACACUCUACGUCCUCCUAAUCGCCGCUCCGCUGAACAUCCUCAUGCACUGGCUUUUCGUCUGGAAAUUGGAAUGGGGCUUCAUCGGCUGUCCCAUCGCCGUCGUCAUUACAGAAUCUCUCAUGCCAUUGCUCCUCUUCCUCUACGUCCGCUUCUUUGGCGGAAUGGAAUGCUGGCCAGGCUUUUCACGUAAAGCAUUCACAAACUGGGGUCCCAUGGUUCGUCUCGCACUCCCCGGUCUAGUCAUGGUCCUCGCCGAAUUCCUCGCCUUCGAAAUCCUCACCCUAGCUUCCGCACGGAUAUCAGCCACCCAUCUCGCCGCGAACACAGUCCUUCAAUCCCUUAGUGUCCUAACCUACCAACUCCCCUUCCCCCUUUCCAUCGCAGCUUCCACGCGCUGUGCAAAUCUCGUCGGUGCAGGACUCCCAGACGCAGCGAAGACCACGACCAAAGUCACCUUCGUGCUUGGAACUAUCAUUGGAAUCUUCAACAUGGUCGUCCUCUCCUCGCUGAGAUUCUACAUCCCAUGGCUUUUCACCUCGGAAUUGGAUGUGGUGGAAUUGGCAGCAGCCACCUUGCCCGUGAACGCCGCCUUCCAGCUCUUCGACGCUCUAGCGGCGCAAUGCAAUGGUCUCCUCCGAGGUCUUGGAAAGCAGGCAAUCGGAGGGUAUAUCAACCUCUUCGCGUAUUAUGUGGUAAGUUUCCACCCCCUCACCUCAAAAAAGCAUUCAAGCGAAAAAGUGUUGACUUGGUUUUGUUCUUGUUGUUAGAUCGCCCUCCCCCUCUCUUUCGGUCUAGGCUUCGGUCUCCACUGGGAUUUAAUCGGACUCUGGACCGGUCCCGCGAUAGGCUUGGCAAUCGUCUCCGCUCUGGAAGGAAUCUACAUCUACCGGACGAAUUAUGAAAAGGCUUCAGAGGAAGCCGCGCAGAGGAAUGCUGCUGCAUAG
Molecule: messenger RNA, 2061 nt
Organism: Lecanosticta acicola
Lineage: Eukaryota; Fungi; Ascomycota; Dothideomycetes; Mycosphaerellales; Mycosphaerellaceae
Source: the annotation of a GenBank genome assembly